Messenger RNA from Aspergillus chevalieri, 378 nucleotides. RefSeq lists its product as uncharacterized. NCBI's taxonomy places the organism in Eukaryota, Fungi, Ascomycota, Eurotiomycetes, Eurotiales, Aspergillaceae. The record is from RefSeq and is a predicted model, not a curated record. The transcript has a single exon. The coding region runs from base 1 to 378 and encodes 125 amino acids.
AUGUACGCCGCCCGCGCCGCCAAACCCAAGCUGUCCCUGAGCAUCUCCGCCGCCCAAAACGCCCGCUCCUCCUUCCCCCUCAAAUCCCCCAGCGCCGCCCCCCGCACCCCAAUCUCGCCCGCCGCCCCUAGUCCCAAUACGGCUGCUGGUGCGAAGCGCUUCUCAACGCUGCAACCCUCGUACGCUUACGCCAACACCUGCUCGUCCAAGAGUAUCCUCAAGAAACACACUGGCUCGAGUGCGCACGCGGAUAAGAGGAUCAAGUUCAAGGGGACGCCGACUGUGCAUUGUGUGACGCCGAUUGAGAAUAAGGAGGAGUAUUACGGGUGUCAUACUAGGAUGGCGAGGGAGGAGAGGAGGUGGAUUGUCAGGGAGUGA